Molecule: messenger RNA, 1258 nt
Organism: Tripterygium wilfordii
Lineage: Eukaryota; Viridiplantae; Streptophyta; Magnoliopsida; Celastrales; Celastraceae
Product: cationic peroxidase 1-like
Exons: 4
Coding region: 1-963 (320 amino acids)
Biological process (GO): hydrogen peroxide catabolic process; response to oxidative stress
Molecular function (GO): heme binding; peroxidase activity
Source: RefSeq, a predicted model, not a curated record
AUGGCAAUGGACUCGUUUAGUUUUUUCAAAUUCUUCUUCCUGUUUGUGUUUUGGUGGUUGUUUGGUUUGUCCCAUGCACAAUUGUCCUCCAAUUUUUAUGCCUCAACAUGCCCAAAUGCCCUGUCUACCAUUAGAAAUGCAGUGGCAGAUGCAGUUAAGAAAGAGCAUCGCAUGGGGGCUUCUCUUCUUCGUCUCCAUUUCCAUGACUGUUUUGUUAAUGGAUGUGAUGCAUCUGUCUUAUUGGAUGACACUUCAAACUUCACUGGGGAGAAGGAAGCUGGCCCAAAUGCUGAUUCUUUGCGCGGUUUUGAUGUCAUCGACACCAUUAAAUCUCAGCUGGAGUCUCUCUGUCCUGGAGUUGUUUCCUGUGCGGAUAUUCUAGCUGUUUCUGCCCGAGACUCCGUCGUUACUUUAGGCGGACCUUCAUGGACAGUGCAGUUGGGUAGAAGAGACUCAACAACAGCUAGUUUUAGCGCUGCAAACACUGAUAUGCCAUCGCCAAUUAUGGAGCUUAGCGAACUUGUGGCCGCCUUCUCAAACAAAGGAUUCAACACUAAUGAAAUGGUAGCUCUAUCAGGAUCACAUACAAUUGGUCAAGCUAGGUGUUUACUUUUCCGAACCCGUCUGUACAAUGAGAGCAACAUUGACUCUACCUACGCAACAUCACUAAAGGCAAACUGCCCAAGCACAGGAAGUGAUGACAAACUGUCUCCCCUAGACACAAGUACUCCUGUUGCCUUUGACAAUGCUUACUUCGGAAAUCUGGUAAAUAAGAAAGGUUUGUUCCAUUCAGACCAGCAGCUCUUUAAUGGAGGUUCUACAGACUCUCAGGUCACCACCUAUAGCAACAAUGCUCGUGCUUUCUAUGUAGACUUCGGCAAUGCCAUGGUGAAAAUGGGAAAUCUUAGUCCACUAAUGGGAACCAAUGGCCAGAUUCGCACCAAUUGUCGGAAAGUAAAUUAAAGAGCAAAAGAUUAUACGCUAGAAAGUUUCCGCAAUAAGAACAAAUGAUAUGAUUUCUAAGAAGCAAAAAUAAAAAUGUAGAGGAUUGUGCUAUGAGUUCUUUAUUUCCAUUGAUACCAAAGUCAUGAUAGUACAUGUCUUUCACGUUUCAGCACGUGAUGUAAUCCUACUAUACUAACAAAUUGAAGAUGGUAAUGUUGGAGUAUUAACGAAACACUUCUUUGUGUCUAAUAAGAAUCAAACUUCCACUUGAAGUAGUUUGAAUGAUAAUUCGUAACAUAGUUUCUAGUUCCUA